AGAGUGUUGUGAGCGCGUUCUUCAUAGAAUUUCUCUUUCGCCUCGCCAGCGAGGGCAUUUUAUAGCUGGCGAAUGAAUAGGUAAAAGGCAAUUAAAAGAGAUCAGCUCAAAUCUUCUGCGAUAUUUGGUAGAAAGAAAGAGUCACAGGCGACUCAAGCGCUGAGCGCCAUUAGGCUUUGCUAUGGAUGAUGAAUUGCUGCUGCUUUCGUUGAGUUACGAGCACACUUAGAAUGCCAUAAAACCGAUCGCGUUUUUGAGUGCUAUGCACACACACUCACACAUAUGCGCAGGCAGAUAGGCAUGCUAGUGUAUCUCUGGCCACUGUCACUGUCAUGGCCGCGAGUUAAGCGAGUUUAUCAGAAUUUUCUUUGCGCGCAAUUGUAGGCGUGUGUGUGUGUGGGCUCGUAUGUGUUCGUAACUAACUGCCGCUAACGACUUUCAGGUGCCAACACAACCAACACUAACUGGCUGACUGACUGGCUGUUUGGCUGGAGUAGCGCUCAGAAAUUCUACUCGAACUCGAGCUCGAGCUCAGCUUUAGCCUGUGUGUCUUUUAUUCUGAGCGGAUUUUAAUACCGCAUUGGUGUCUGUGUGUGUGUGUGUGUGCGUGCGCUUAGUACGUUCACAACUGUAUGCCCAUGACAUUGAUGUGGCGCUGCGACUCAUCCGUGAUUCAGUUUUCCGCAAGCAACAAUACGAUCGAGACACGGUUUCGUAAGAGCAUUUCACUGACUGACUGCCCGAGUCUAGAUAGAUAGAUACCAACUAGUAAUGUGCUAACUAUAAGUCAGCAACUGUUAGAAUAUAUACUGGCUAUGCGGUUUUGUUGUCGUAAAGAAAUAACGAAAAGAAGAAGAAGCAGCAGCAGCAGCAGCAGCAGCAAAAGAAUAAGAAGACAACAACUGAAAUUGCUGUGAGUGCGCGAAAGAAAAGUGUUGGCAAUAAGCAACUUAGUUUGGUUAGAAUAGUUGCGUGGAAAGGUUGGAAAAUUUUACAACAACAAAAAAUAUUGAAAUUACAACAACAAAAAUUUAAUUACAACAAAAACAUGAAAAAAUGAUUUGCGUGCAAAGUUAACUGUGAAAAUGUAAUUGGUGAACUGGUGUGAGAAAAAAACAACAACAACAACAACAACAAAUUUGCAACAACACCAGCAAAAUAUGUUAUAUGCGAGAAAUUGCAGAAAAUUGUGUAAGAAAUGAAAAAAUGAAGUGACAAAAAAUUGCAAAACAGCAAAGGAAGAAGAGAAAAAUAAAAUUUAAGUUUAAUAAUAAAAAUCAUAGCAAAAUUAGUUAAUUAGUUGUUAAAUUGUUAACCCAUAAGACUGCAUUUAUUGGAUUAAACGCCUAAGUUAAGCAGCAUUUAAGUGCAUUUUAGUCGCAAUAAGUUCAAUAACAAGCAAAUUGUGAAGGAAAACCAAAAGUUCUAAGCAAAAAAAAAAAUUUUUUAAUAAAAAAAAUUAAAUAAAUUAAAAAUAAUAUAAAUAUAUAUUAAAAAAUAAUAUAAAAAACAACAACAAAGUGUGAAAAAAAUAAACUUAACAGUGUUAGUGCCACAAUCAUUGAAAUACAAUAACAACAACUUGCUUUACUGCGCAAAAAUUCAGCAAGCACACAAAUACAAGUGUGUUACAAAUACACUGCGAAUAAUAAGUGCACACACACAUACACAUGCAAACAAGCAUACAUACAAGCAUAUUGUUGCAUGCUAAUUGUCGUUGGCGUUUUUAAUUGGAGUUUUCAGUUAAUGGAUUAGCUGCAGUAACACACAUACACAUACAUCACUAAUAUAAUUGGAUUACUUGUAUUAUGACUGAAGUAUUAUGAAGAGGAUUACAAGAAUGCUGAUUUGAUAUUUGAAAAAUUUCAAUAUAAAAAGUCAUUUCGUAACGGACUAAAGCGGGAACUGCAACCUCCUGUAUAACUAACCAAAAAAAAAACAAAAACUUUAUAUACACACACUUCGUCUACAGCAUAAGGAAAGCGAAUAAGUAUUUUUUAAAGCAACAAAAUCAAUCAAAACAACAAAAAUAAAACAAAAAACACACACAAUGAACGUGCAACUAGCACAACAAUCAGCAGCACAUACCACCAGAAAGCAUUGCAACAGCAACAACAGUAGUAGUACUAGUAUUAGUCGUAUUAGCAACAACACUCACAACAACAACAACAACAACAUGAACACCACCGUCAACACACAACAACAGCAACAACAGCCAGCGCACAAUCGCACAAUGUCCACAGUGGCGGCGGCGGCGACGACGUCAACGCUGACACAUCGUACACAACAACAAAGUGCCGCUCUAGUGCCGCCGCCCACCGCCUCGACGACGACGACAACGACAGCGCCGACGUCAGCGCCCAUGCGCAGCGCGCCGCGCAGUCCCUCACCGGACGGCACACAGGAUUACGAUGUGACGCGCAUGCGCGAGGAGGACUUCGAACGGCUGGCCGUUUAUAUAGUGCCCGAUGUGCAAUGCGAGCGCGGCAUAGCGAAUCGGGCGGAUCGCACGCUGCCACGCAGCCUAACACUGAAACCAUCCAUGGUUUUCUCAACGCCAAAUGUUAAGACUGAAGGAGUUUGGAGCACUGGUGUGAUACCGCGCGGCACACGUUUUGGCCCCUUUGAAGGCGUUCCAACUCCGAAUUAUCCCAACGAUAAGAAUAAGGCGCGCUAUUUCUGGCGGGUGCAGGAAACACGCCACAUAACCUACGGGAACAUUAAGAUCUUCAAAGAUGACGAUUUCUACUAUUUGGACGGUUCGGAUCGUGCGCAAGCGAAUUGGAUGCGUUACGUCGCCUCCGCCUACAGUUUGUCCGUGAUGAAUUUGGUGGCAUGCCAACAUCAGGAGAAUAUCUAUUUCUAUACGACACGUGACAUUAUGCCCAAUGAAGAGUUGAUGGUGUGGUAUUGUAAGGAUUUCGCACGACGGCUUGGUUACGAUGUCGAUCCGGAGCGCACGAUCUUUGGCGCUUGCAAGCAGGCUGUGUGUGACGAUGAUGAGGACGCCGAGGCGGAUGCCGAAGAUGAAGAUGUGUCGAGUAAUGCCACAGCGACGAGCCCAUUACUGUUGAGCCAUAAAGCGAAAUUGCGUACGAAUUCGCCGUACUGCAUGCCAGCGCCUGAGAUACCACCCGAAGUUGCAUACAAUCACAUCACGUACGUUAUGGGACUGCCAAUACCACCAAUGCCAGCGGUGGCGGGCAAUGCGGGUGUAAGUCGACGCUCUAUUACGCCUAGUCCGUCGCCACCCAGCUGCCGCGAGAGUAGUGCGAGUCACAUGCCACAGCAUUUGGUUGGACUGCCACACAUACAUCACGCGCAGUCCACGCAGCGGCAGUCGAACGCACAUCAACAUCAACUGCCUGCCGCCACACACCUGCAACACCACCAACACAUUCAACAACAUCAGACGGUGUUGCAUCUCAAGCAAGAGCCUGGCGCGUCGUCGGUAAUCGUGCGCGAACGCUCGCCAGCGAGCAGCGAUUGUGGCGUGAAGGAGGCCAAGGAUGUGGCGGGCUCACCGAUACCACACAAAGACACGCACUAUGAACAUCAGUUGACGCCGAAUGAUGGUAGCGUGCGUUCGGUGCGCUCGGAUGAGGGUUACCACAGCAAUGAGUAUCAUGAGGAUGGACUCACGCCACCUGAAGACUCGAGCGAUAGCGAAAGCGAGCACAAUUAUGUUUUGGACUGCUCGAAGAAAGCCAUUGCACCGAAAGAGACUGUUAUCACGCAUCCACAGAAGGCGGCCGUCGCUGCGGCUGUGGCGGCAGCAGCUGCUGCUGCAAACAGUAAUAGCAACAACAAUGCGGUGGUUAACAACAACAACACAGCGUUGACUCCAGCAGUGGUGUCUUCCGCCACCGCCUCUAUGGAUUGCGGCGGCGACAAGAAUGAGUAUCGCAAAUUCAAGGUGAAAAUGCCGCUCAAGUAUGAGUUCAAGAAUAGCAAAUGCGCCAUUAAGACUGAGGCCAUGUGCCACAUUAACAACACAACCAAUAGCAAUCAAAACACAAGCGACGAACUGCCCACAGUUGGUGCCACAUCCAGCGAAGAUGAUUUGCUGGCCGCCAAUGAAGCCACACCCGCCUGCACGUCUUCUACACAGUUGGAUGACGACGCGAUGGAUGUGGAUCAUAUGCCGGGUUCGACGACACAACAACAACAUGCUUCGAGCACCGUCAUCGUAGUAGAUCGUAGUCUAAGCAGCGCUAAUGGACAUGCGACGCGCACCAUAGUGCCACUGAAUAAGGCAUACUACGAAGCUGAGACCACCACACCGCCACCACCCACAGCCACACAAUCGGCGUCGGCUGCUAGCGUCGCUUAUAUGCGUUUCACGCCACCCUCCUCGAGCAUACUGGAAACCAUAUUGACGGGUCAGCAUCGUUUGGAGGCCGCAGCUGCUGCAGCGGCCGCUUGUCGACACGCCAACGCAGCCACACCACCACCUUCUUCGCCCACAGAGAUGGCUUAUUCGUAUAAGAAAUCACAUCGUUAUGGCAAUGCUGUCAGUCCCGACUCAAGCUCCAAUUUAGCGCAGGCGCCCGAUAUGCAUGCUGCGUCGAUGCACGAUACCGAAAUGCUCAUUGCUUCGUCACGUGGCAGUCUGAAGGACGACUGUUCGCCACCACCGCCACCGGGUCAUCAUGUGAUAUUCUCGCCGGCGCAUGUUGGACACAGCGCCUUCGUCUCGGAUGGUCAUCAAACGCCACCGUACUCAGCAUAUUCACCAUAUUCCAGCAGUAGCGUGAAUGGUGGCGCGCCGGGUGGUGGACAUCCACUCUCACAUAUGCCCACAUCCACGUUCCACUCGCCGCCACAUAGCUCACACUCGCCCUUCGAUCGCCAGUCGAAUGCGUCCAGCGGCUCUACACCCAAUCUGCACCUGCUGCAGUCCAGCUCACAGAUGCUCAUGCAACCAUUGCGCAUUUCACCACCCAGCAGUCUGAGUCCCGAUGGCAACUCGUGUCCGCGCAGUGGCAGUCCACUUAGCCCGAACUCGUUGGCUGCACGCGGCUAUCGCUCACUGCCAUAUCCGUUGAAGAAGAAAGAUGGCAAGAUGCAUUACGAAUGCAACGUCUGUUGCAAGACCUUCGGUCAGUUGAGCAAUCUGAAAGUGCAUCUGCGUACACAUUCCGGCGAGCGACCAUUCAAAUGCAAUGUCUGCACGAAGAGCUUCACACAGCUGGCGCACUUGCAGAAGCAUCAUCUGGUACAUACCGGUGAGAAGCCGCAUCAGUGCGACAUCUGCAAGAAGCGUUUCUCCUCGACGUCGAAUUUGAAGACCCAUCUGCGUUUGCACAGCGGUCAAAAGCCGUACGCCUGCGAUCUGUGUCCACAGAAGUUCACACAGUUCGUGCAUCUGAAGCUCCACAAGCGACUGCACACCAACGAUCGGCCUUAUGUGUGUCAGGGUUGCGAUAAGAAGUACAUCAGCGCCUCCGGGCUGCGUACGCACUGGAAGACGACGAGCUGCAAGCCCAACGAUUUGGAGGAGGAGCUGGCCAUGGCCGCAGCGGCGACCUCCGAGUGUUUGGACAAAGACCUGCCUGAGCCCGACUCGCGUGAGGCCUUCGAGCAUAUGCAACAACAAAUGCAUCCACAUUUGCGUCAUAUGCCACCCGGCAGUGGCGCCGUCAAUCAUACCAACCCCGCCGGUCAUCCAACAUCGCCACGUCUCAUUUCUAUCAAUCCGCUGCAUCAACAACAAUCGCAACAACAGCAAACACAUGCGCAUUUGCAACAACAACACGCCGCCAUGUUGCAACAGCAUGCCGCAGCCGCGGCGGCUCAGCAUUUAUCUGGCGCAUCACCGAACCCAACCGCCGCCAGCAUGUUGCUUGGCUCAUCGGCACAACAACAACACCAUCACAGCCUACAACAACAGCAACAACACUUGCAACAUCAGCAACAACAACUGCUACAGCAACAACAGCAAUCGCAUCCACUGAAAGCCAGCAGCAAACAACAAAUGCAUUUAUUGCCACCAGGCGCUAACGGUAAUGGCGCGAACGCGGUCAACACACCACCCGGCAACGACGCCUACAUGAGCGUCUCACACGCGCAUGCCGCAGCAGCAGCAGCACACGCCGCGGCGGCAGCUGCAGCGGCAGCAGCACAUGCGGCCGCCGCCCACCAGCACGCGCAGAAUCAAGAAUCGCGUCCAUCGGUGAUCGAGUCCAGUCAACCGAUGAUCAUUGAGUGCACGUAGAGCGCCGUCGGCAGCGCAAAGAAGUGGUAGCGAAAGCAAAAACAAAAAAACUGAAAAUCAAACUGAAAAGUUGCGGUUGAGGUGUGCGCACAGCAGUUGAGUUGAGCGACGCGGAGCAAACGCUCAAUUGAAUUGAGUGGAAAUGGAAUCACUGUCACUCGUCGAUUUCACUCAAAGGCGCUGUGGCAGCGCUGAGCUAGAAUGUCUCACAACAGUUAUAAAAGUGCAAUAUGAAAAUGUGAAAGCUCAUUGUGAAGCUUUCAUUUCGUCGAAUUUGUCGAAAUGUUGUGCUUUUACAUGAAAUCUACAACUGAGCUAAAAAUGGAAUAGAACUAAAACUAAAACAUUUAUGGUAUUAUUAAUUUAAUAGUCGACAACGUCAUUGUAUAAUUAGUGAAUUUAUUGAUUGGUCUACUACGUAGCUAUAAAUAAUUACAAGCAAUUAGUUAAAAUAUACAUUUAAUCAUUAAAAAACAAAAAAAAAACAA
This is a messenger RNA of Zeugodacus cucurbitae (melon fly), 6705 nucleotides long. It is a transcript of the gene Blimp-1, whose product is annotated as zinc finger protein rotund. Bases 2051 to 6217 code for a protein of 1388 amino acids. NCBI's taxonomy places the organism in Eukaryota, Metazoa, Arthropoda, Insecta, Diptera, Tephritidae. The record is from RefSeq and is a predicted model, not a curated record. The transcript has 6 exons. Gene Ontology annotation, biological process: cell fate commitment; regulation of transcription by RNA polymerase II. Gene Ontology annotation, cellular component: cytoplasm; nucleus. Gene Ontology annotation, molecular function: DNA-binding transcription repressor activity, RNA polymerase II-specific; histone deacetylase binding; RNA polymerase II cis-regulatory region sequence-specific DNA binding.